ACCCCGGUGGAGGGUCCAACACUCAGGCUGGGCGGACAAGCAGAAGUCAAGAAGCUGCUGGUUGAUGAUCCUUCGUCAGGUUAUCGUCUCGGUUCUUUGAAGUCAGUUCUGCUCAUCACCGAUGGUCAGUCAAACAUACAAAGGGACUUGACCAUAUUCAUAGUUAAGGAACUCAAGAAUAGAGGUGUAGCGAUUUUCGUGGUUGCUGCGGGAUUUUACAUUAACGGAAUAGACGAAAUGGUCAAGUUAUCCACCAACCAAAAUACGUACUUGUUGAGGGUGGAAACAGUGCGUCAAUUUUAUGAAGUCACCAGGGUUAUUUCACAGAAGGCCUUUCCUGACCAAUAGAAAACUACUCUCGGUAAAUAUAAUCCUCCGUGCAGCCAAGGAAAGUAAGGCGGAGUUUAGAGGCCAACCUUCCCUGAAAGUUACCUAAGCGUUGGUGUUUUUUUCUUUUAAUUUUUAAUUUAUUUGUUUAAUCCGAAUGCGGCCAAAGCACUUUGCAUGAUGAGCUCCAAACAAUUCUAACAUGGUAAAAUUUUAUUUUACCUUUAAAGUAGGUUGGAGGAAACACUUUUUUAGCUUAUUCGUAAAUGUUAGGGUCCGCUGCUGUACGA
Messenger RNA from Stylophora pistillata, 617 nucleotides. RefSeq lists its product as uncharacterized. Lineage: Eukaryota; Metazoa; Cnidaria; Anthozoa; Scleractinia; Pocilloporidae. The record is from RefSeq and is a predicted model, not a curated record.